This is a messenger RNA of Physella acuta, 1558 nucleotides long. Its product is annotated as kielin/chordin-like protein. NCBI's taxonomy places the organism in Eukaryota, Metazoa, Mollusca, Gastropoda, Physidae. Gene Ontology annotation, cellular component: AMPA glutamate receptor complex. Gene Ontology annotation, biological process: negative regulation of BMP signaling pathway. The record is from RefSeq and is a predicted model, not a curated record. Gene Ontology annotation, molecular function: protein binding.
UUACCAUUUAUAAUCUUUGUUUAUAUUUAAGCUCUCACAGCUGAAUGGUAUAAAAAGGGUUUCAACGGUCUGUUUUCGGUUAUUUCAUCGACAUUUAACUAUCAUGGGAUCUGUGAGAGUCUUCACGUUUUUCCUGCUUGCCGCGCUGUUUGUCUACACGAUGGCUGCUGUGUUGCCUAGCAAAAAAACUACAACAACAAAAGCGCCACGAACGACAAAAACAACUACCACGAAAGCGCCACGAACGACGAAAACAACUACCACGAAAGCGCCACGAACGACGAAAACAACUACCACAAGAAAACCACCAACGACAAAAUCACCAACAACGACGAUCGCCCCACCUACAACAACAAAACGAACUAAUUGCGAGGGUCUAGCUAAUCCAGCCAAUGGAGACCCGUGCAUGCACUGCUGGUGCUUUGAAGGCGAAUACCAAUGUGCAAUGGCUGGUUGCCCAGCGCCUAUGUGUGUUGAUAGUGUGAGUAUGCCGGGAGUCUGUUGUCCUGUUUGUCCUAAUGGCAACAACUGUGAAAUAAACGGAGUGACGGUCCCUGCUAAUGAGACCUUCUUGAUUGAGGGCGUUGCCGAGUGUCAUUGCGUCUUUGACCAAGGUUAUGGCAUGCGCGCUGAUUGUAUUUCGGUCACCACCACACCCAUGACAACACCGGAGAUUUGUGACGAAAACCAGGGCAAUUCCGACCCUUGCUUCAAAUGCAUGUGUAUGAACAACGAGAAAAUGUGCUACUACAUCGACUGUGCACCUACCCAGUGUGUAGACGGCUACACCAAACCAGGGGAAUGCUGCACGACAUGUCCUAACGGUAGAAACUGCGCUGUAGAGGGGAGAAUUAUCCCCUACGGUAGCCAAGUUUAUGUUGAGGGUGUGGGUGAGUGUUAUUGCUUCAUGAACGAACAAGAAAACCGAUUGUUAGCUGUGUGUAUACCACCCACGCCACCGACAACUCCACUUACAACGCCACCAAUGCCGCCCUCAACCCCGCCAAUGCCGCCCUCUACGCCUGCGAAUUGUGAGAACCUGACCAACCCGGGGGCAGGAGACCCCUGCCAAUAUUGCUUCUGCUCUGAAGGGCGGUACGUGUGUUACAUAGCAGGAUGCCCUUCUAGGUGUGUUGACAACUACAAGAGACCAGGAGCGUGUUGCCCUGAUUGUCCUAACGAUUGGACUCCACCCCAACCCCCGACGUCCAUCCGGCCAUCUUACCCACCCCAACCCCCCACGUCCACCCUAGCACACGACGUCCCAUGGUACUAUACGACGCAGGCACCGAUUGAAUAUCCCGACGCCACCACCACUGCAGCUUAAACGGCAGCUGCACGUACCGCCAGAGAUGUCAAGAACUGGCCCAGGGCAGACCGCUACAUCUUUAAACUACACAACACCUGCCUCUAACAUCUAACUGUAGAACACAAAUAGGAUUUAUAUUUUUUCAGCGAAUGCUAUGAUAUGCAUUACAUUUCUAAAAUGAAAUUAUGUUUACGAUGUAAUCACAUCAAAUACCACUUGUAAAAAAAAAUAAUAAACAUAUUGUGUGAA